UGGAAACCACUAAUUUAAUAUUGUAUUUAGAACCGAAGCCACUUUGAAGUUUCGAUCAACUAAAAUACUAAAAAACUUAUUACUCCUCUCUCUUCUGUCCAUGGAAAACACAUCUCCCUUGAAAUUUGACGUGUCCAUCACCACGGGCCUCCUUCAACUCCACCGGCCAUGAAACCCAUCACCAUCACCAACACCAUUCCAUCAAUCCUUCUUCUCUUCUGCUUACUUUUGGAAUUUUCCAGCAGCACUGAUACGAUCACAUCCACACAAUUCCUCAAAGAUUCACAGUCUAUAUUGUCUAAUCGCGGCUUCUUCGAACUGGGUUUCUUCAGCCCUCCCCAUUCUACCGAUCGGUUCGUUGGAAUUUGGGAUAAACGAGUUCCUGUACCAACUGUUUUCUGGGUAGCUAACAGAGACAAGCCUCUCAACAAAAAAUCCGGUGUUUUCGCCUUAUCUAAUGAUGGGAAUCUCCUAGUAUUAGAUGAACACAACAAGAUUCUAUGGAGCUCCAAUGUUUCUAACGCUGUCGUGAAUUCCACCGCUCGUCUUCUUGAUUCUGGUAACCUUGUGUUGCAACACUCUGUUUCAGGAACCAUUAUAUGGGAGAGUUUCAAAGACCCCUCAGACAAAUUCUUGCCAAUGAUGAAAUUCAUCACCAACUCAAUCACAAACCAGAAAGUACAAAUUAUGUCGUGGAAAACCCCCACCGAUCCAUCUUCUGGAAAUUUCUCCUUCGGAAUUGACCCUCUGACGAUCCCUGAAGUUGUAAUAUGGAAAAAUAGGCGCCCGUAUUGGAGGUCCGGUCCAUGGGAUGGUCAAGUCUUUAUCGGAAUACCCGAUAUGAACACUGACUAUCUCUACGGAGGUAAUCUCGUAAUCGAAAAUAAAACUUACUCUCUCUCGAUUGCUAAUUCAAAUGAAGCUCAGUUAUUCUUCUACUACUUGAACCCCAAUGGGACUUUGGUGGAGAAUCAAUGGAAUAUUAAGGAUCAGAAAUGGGAGGUUGCUUGGUCAGCUCCUGAAACAGAGUGUGAUGUUUAUGGUGCUUGUGGAGCAUUUGGGGUCUGUGAUUCUCAAAGAACCCCAAUUUGCAGUUGCUUGAGGGGUUUUAGACCACAGAGGGAAGAGGAGUGGAAUAGAGGAGUUUGGAGAAGUGGGUGUGUGAGGAGUUCUCUAUUGGAGUGUGAGAAGAAGAAUAUCAGUGUUGAAAUAGGAAAAGAUCAAGAUGGGUUUUUGAAGUUGGAAAUGGUUAAAGUUCCAGAUUCUGCAGGUUGGAUUGUUGCUUCAGAAAAUGAUUGCAGAGUUCAGUGCUUAUCAAACUGUUCAUGUUCUGCUUAUGCAUAUAAAACAGGGAUUGGUUGUAUGAUAUGGAGAGGAGAUCUAAUUGACAUUCAACAGUUCAAGAAUGGUGGAGCAGACAUUUACGUUCGUGGGGCUUAUUCAGAAAUAGCUUACGAAAGUGGAAUCAGCAAAGACGUGAAAGUAGUCAUUGUAGCUUCUGUGGUAACAGGAUCCUUCAUACUUAUCUGCUGCAUAUAUUGCUUAUGGAAAAGGAAAAGGGAAAGGGAAAGGCAGACCAAGAUCAAGUUUUUGAUGAACAAUGGUGAUGAUAUGAAGCAUGAUAAAGUGAAUCAAGUUAAGCUCCAAGAGCUGCCUCUUUUUGAUUUUGAGAAGUUGGCUACUGCAACUAACCAUUUUCAUUUCAAUAACAAGCUUGGUCAGGGUGGGUUUGGGCCAGUGUACAAGGGAAAAUUGGUAGAUGGACAAGAAAUAGCAGUAAAGAGGCUUUCGAAGACCUCUGGACAAGGGAUUGAAGAGUUUAGAAAUGAAGUAAUGGUGAUUUCAAAACUACAACAUAGAAAUCUUGUGCAGCUUUUUGGUUGUUGUGUGGAUGGAGAAGAAAGGAUGCUGGUUUACGAGUAUAUGCCUAAUGGAAGCUUGGAUUCAAUCCUUUUUGAUCCAACUAAAGCCAAAGUCUUAGAUUGGCGAAAAAGAUUCAACAUCAUUGAAGGAAUUGUUCGAGGACUUUUGUAUCUUCAUAGAGAUUCAAGAUUAAAGAUCAUUCAUAGAGAUCUCAAAGCUAGUAACAUUUUAUUAGACAGAGAUUUAAAUCCUAAAAUUUCGGAUUUUGGAACUGCUAGAAUUUUCUACGGCAAUGAAGCUCAAGCUAAAACCACAAAAGUUGUUGGUACUUACGGCUACAUGUCUCCGGAAUACGUGUUGAAUGGGCAAUUUUCAGAGAAGUCGGAUGUGUUUAGUUUUGGAGUUUUGUUGCUUGAGACUAUUAGUGGAAGAAAAAAUACAAGCUUCUAUGAGAACGAAGAUGCGUUGAGCCUUCUAGGAUUUGCAUGGAAAUUAUGGAUGGAAGACAAUUUAGUUGCUCUGAUUGAUCAAAUGAUGUAUGAAUUGCAUUAUGAAGCAGAGAUUUUAAGGUGCAUUCAUGUGGGACUAUUGUGUGUGCAAGAAUUUGCUAAAGACAGACCAAAUAUAACAACAAUUCUUUCAAUGCUUCAUAAUGAGAUCACAGAUGUUUCAACACCGAAGCAACCUGGAUUUAGUAGCAGGCAAAUUGAGAUACAUACCAAGGGAUUUGAACAAAAUCAUGUUGGAACUUGUUCCACAAACAUGAUCACAAUAACCUCAUUUGAUGGUCGAUAGAAUAUGUUGUGUGAGCUAUGUACAUGUACCUCUUGUAAGCCCUAUAAUUACUUCCGCAAACAAAGUUGGAGGUUUAAUUUAAAUAUUGUAAAUGAAAAAAAUAUUUAGAGAUUUAUUGUA
Cucumis sativus (cucumber) is the source of this 2778-nucleotide messenger RNA. Its product is annotated as G-type lectin S-receptor-like serine/threonine-protein kinase At1g11330. The transcript has 7 exons. Gene Ontology annotation, molecular function: ATP binding; protein serine/threonine kinase activity. Bases 169 to 2658 code for a protein of 829 amino acids. Gene Ontology annotation, biological process: recognition of pollen; protein phosphorylation. Lineage: Eukaryota; Viridiplantae; Streptophyta; Magnoliopsida; Cucurbitales; Cucurbitaceae. The record is from RefSeq and is a predicted model, not a curated record.